Messenger RNA from Kwoniella shivajii, 1242 nucleotides. RefSeq lists its product as uncharacterized. NCBI's taxonomy places the organism in Eukaryota, Fungi, Basidiomycota, Tremellomycetes, Tremellales, Cryptococcaceae. The transcript has 4 exons. Bases 1 to 1242 code for a protein of 413 amino acids. The record is from RefSeq and is a predicted model, not a curated record.
AUGACGAAUGACCACUUUCCAAGAUCUCCUCAUUCGGAUGCACCACCAAUCUCGCAGAAUCGAAAUAGGGAUGCAAAUCUAUUACCAUACACGGAUGUCUCACAACCCCUUCGAGAUUUGGUACAUCACAUACCAGGUGCAACAACGCUCCUCUCGUCCACUAUCAAAGAUGAAGAUGGUCUUAUAUACUGGGUGAUCAAAUGUUGGUCGAUAGUCAAAGUAAUAGAAACUGCAGAAAAACCUCAAGAAAAAGUAGAUGAAGAUGAAAAUCUUAUGCAUGCAGAGGUAGAUGAAGAGUUGUAUGAUACUUUGUUGGAAGCUAUCGAAGAAGCUCACAAAAUGGUCUUAGCUCAACAACAGAAUGAAAAUGACAAGAGGGAGAAGAAAGGAAUCGAAUUGAUGGCAUUUCAAAUGGUCUUAUACGAUCCAGCUAAAGACGAUCUUGAUGAGUUGGGAGGGUUGGUGGACACUUUAGUUGAUGCGUGGAGAAAUGGAAAUAUAUGUUUAGAUUUUGAUGUUGAGUUUAAGGUGAUAAUUGAUACUUUCCAUCGACAGUUCAUACUUCUUCAGAGUUCCCACCAACUUAAAGCUCAAAAAACAGACGAUCAAGCCAAAUCUCAAGAAAGAGAAGAAGAAGUCCAAGCCGAAAAGAUAGAUAACCUCGGUACAAAUCAAAGAUAUCCUCAACUUGAUGAAAGGAAUCGUCACCUUGAGAUCGAAGAGAGAUAUAGCGAGUUCCAUUACUACCUUGAUAUAUUCUUGAAGACGUAUACUUCACCUAAAAUAAACUAUACUCGAACACCGUUGAGUCGGCCUAAAUUUGACAUCAACCCAUUUAAUGUCAAUCUGAAGAAGGAGAUUGAUUCUUCAAAAGUGGGUAUACAUAAUCUAGCCAUCGUUUUCUGUACUGAUGAUUCGCAAAUGCAGCGAGCCAUCGACAGAUGCAAGAGGAAAUUCGAAAACAUCAUCAAUCGACCAUGGCCCAUCAAUGAGGAGACGGAAGAAGAAGUAAGAAUUAGGCAGGAGGAAAAUGAACGAUGGCAAAGAAGAUUCGAAUGGAUGAGGAACUAUCCGAAAGGUCAGAAUGAUCAGUGGAAGAAAAGCGCUGAACGAGCAAAUGCUUUUCUACCCAACGGAGACAAAUCUGUAAACUUCAAUCGACCUAUCAAGUUAUCCUUGUACGUCAACUCCAGCAAAAAAACCCAUGAAGCUGAGUCGGGAGGAUCUACCUGUUGUGAGUGA